This is a messenger RNA of Xyrauchen texanus (razorback sucker), 3466 nucleotides long. Its product is annotated as caveolae-associated protein 2-like. Bases 171 to 1595 code for a protein of 474 amino acids. The transcript is spliced from 3 exons. Lineage: Eukaryota; Metazoa; Chordata; Actinopteri; Cypriniformes; Catostomidae. Gene Ontology annotation, molecular function: protein kinase C binding. Gene Ontology annotation, cellular component: cytoplasm; caveola. The record is from RefSeq and is a predicted model, not a curated record.
AGAGAGUAAGAGAGGGAAGGAGAGACAGAAAGAGAGAGAGGAACAACUGAGAGAGUGUGGCUAUCUUCAAAAAAGGGGUGGGAACGCUAAACCUGGAAGCUGAACAUUUUUCCCAAGCCUGUAAACAAGAAUCACAGUUUUGAUCUGCCAAGACCAAGAACCGCCUCAGAAUGGGAGAAGAUGCAGUCCAGGCAGAAAGGAGCAGCAUGGUAAGUGCACAUGAGAGCCAGGAGCUGGUGGUGCCCACCCCAAGCCCCACUCAGUCUUCACCCACCCAUAGACUCUCCCAACUGGGCACUGCCGACAUCAACGCCCCAAGUGGAGAAUCUAACACUCCUGGAGCUCUGGCUGGGGCCACCACAGGCACUCUCACCAGAGAUGGAGCUACAGGGCCGGUGAACGCCAUCACAGUCCUGACCCUUCUAGAUAAGCUGGUAAACAUGCUGGACACGGUGCAAGAGAACCAGCAAAAGAUGGAGAUGAGACAAGUCGAAAUAGAGGGAGCCGUGAGGGGCAUCCAGAAUGAUAUGAUCAAGCUGUCCAAGAGUCACACCUCCACCUCGAACACAGUCAGCAAGCUGCUGGAGAAGAGCCGCAAGGUCAGCGUCCACAUGAAGGAGGUUAAGGACAAGAUGGAUAAGCAGGCCGUCCAGGUGAAGAAAUUGGAGGUCAAUCACACUCACCUGCUCAGGAGGAACAACUUCAAAGUGCUCAUCUUCCAGGAGGAAAAUGAGAUCCCGUCAAGUGUCUUUGUGAAGGAACCUGCGGCAUUACCUGAAGUUGAGGAGGAGGCCCCUGCCAUCAAUGAUAACCGUUCUCAAGAGGAGGGCCUUCACACGAUUGCCCUCUCCUCAGAUGAGGAGCAGGGACCAGAGGAGGAUGAGGAUGACGUUUUGGCCAUUUUAAACCUUGAAGCUGAGUCCAGAGUUGAAAGAUCUCGAACUGAGAAGAUCAAGCGUUCAAGUCUGAAGAAAGUGGACAGCCUGAAGAAAGCUUUCUCCAGACAGAAUAUUGAGAAAAAGAUGAACAAGAUCAGCACCAAGAUUGUGUCACCAGAGCAGCGUGAGAAAAUCAAGAAAAGUCUGACACCAAACCACCAGAAGAACCCUAGUGCCAAGAGUUCUUCCCUCAAGGUCUCUCCUCUCACCUUCAACACCAAGAAGGUUCCAGAGGCUGAGGCUUCAUCUCAACCUGAGAGCUCUCCAAGUGCCGUCGCCUCCAUUGAAUUGGCUCCAAUUGAGAGCCCAACUGAAGACCUGCCCUUCAAAGAGGUUCACUGCCAACUUGCACCUGGACAGGAGGAAGUUAAGGCAGCUGUGGAGGCAAUGGAGAAGGAGGUGCCCAGCAUCCUGAAUGGCACUGCUGAGCCUGAGCUGUCAAUCACAGAGGAUGAAAGUGAGGAGUAUGCCCUUUCUGCGACACUGCCCCAGGGUGCCUCCCAGAUAGAGUUGUCCCAGAAUGCUUUACAUGGAGAGAAUGAAGAGGAAGGUGAUAAGGAAAAAGGAAAUGAAGGCAUGCAGGAUGAAGCAAGCCAUAUAGCAGAAGCUGCAGCUGCCGGACAAGCAGAGGGUGUUGCUCUCGUGCAAGCAUCCUAAUGUCCUGACCUCCAUUCCAGCCUUGACACCCUCCUAAGCUGAGAAAACACUCUUUCCCUUAUCAAUGCCAGCCAUCCCCCCGAAUACCCAGACAUCUACACAGUCUUGGCAGAGUACAGUCCUUGCAGAGUUUUCUGCGUUGUAUCACAAUAUAGGCUAUUCAAAGGCAAAAUUCAUGGACUAUGAUAUAUUUGCUUAGUAGGCCCCUUAAUCCUGUUGUUAGUCCUUAGUCCUUUAAGCAUUUAGUGCUUUUUUUAAGAAGUCAACGUAAAAGCAGUCUUAUCAAUUCAACUUAUCCAGCAGUCUGUAAAUAAACGUUUUACUUGGGAGAACUCACUCAAGCUGAUACUACGCUACAUGAAUCAUAAACUAUAGCUCAGACAGCAUUUAUGUUUUUUGUCCACCCUGUCAUGGUGCUUACCUGUCAGCUAUAAAAGUGGGAUAAGGAAAAUAAAAUGCUUGCGGCCAAAAAAAUCAGCAGGUGCCAAGUGCACUCCAUCUACCCAAAGGGUACAUUUUAGCCAUGGCAUGGUUCUCAGCCCGCAAUUCAUUUCUUCUGGAACAACCUGUGCACAGCUGAAAGUGAUACUGACUAUAUGCAACCUAGAUCAUUUGCAGCAUAAAUGCCCUUUAAUGUGAUUAAUAUAUACAGUAUAUACUGUACAUUAUACAGUACACUGCCAAUGGCAAUGUCUCUGUUUAUCAGAAAUACUGUAUAUAAAGGGUCCAAAAGAAGUUGAAAAGCCAGCUGGAAAGAGUAUUGUACAUAAACUACAAACAUAUCUACAUUGAUGUUUUGUUGUGAAGAAUAAACAAUCAAAUUACCCUUCUUAGUCCUAAGCACACACAACAAAGUGUCAGUGUUCUGUGUUUGGCUUUCUUCAAAUAUUAAAUACUUCUUACAUGGGGGAUCCUGGUCUUCCCUGAGUUCCACAUAUGUCUUGGCCUUAAUCAGAGAGCAUUCCUGCUUUUGAUAUAUGGCUCUUUCUGAGACCAUUUCUCAAGCUUCUGUUGGCAUGGUGUUGGCUGGGGAAGGCCUUGAACAUGCUCUGUGGGGCCAAUCUAGAUUACAGGCAUAUUUCUGGAAGUGAUGAAAGAAACUUUCAGCCAAGAUGGAUGCAAAUUAGCACAAAGAGGUAUGUAGAGUGGUGGAGAUCAGAAAAAGUGAGGAAAAAAUUAUCUCUUUUGACUAUUAAACUGAAUUCAUGUUUUAAACAUUAUAGAGGACCCAGAAUACCCCCACCCUUAUAAUUUUAUAAGUAAUACAUUUAACUAAUAUUUGUGCACACUAUGCCAUUCACUACCACACACACCCUAAUAAAAUGUUGUAAAAGAAAAUCUCUUAUAGAAACAGCACCGACCAUCAAUUGGGUCUGAAAUUUGUAUUUUGUCGACUAUAACAUAUGUCAGAGUAAAUGAGAAUCACUUUUUGUGUUUGUAACGUGAAUUGUGCGUUUUGCACAAUAAAAAUGUUGAGUAAUUUGACCAUAUUUUUGAAUUUCAACAUUCCAGUGCUGAACAAAAACAUAAAAGUGUGUAUCUUUGCUUUGAGUGGUUUUCUCAGAUGUGAAAAGGGAUGAGGUUUUACUUCUUUUGAGUCUUAAAAAAAUAACAAAUGUUUAUUCAUUUUUGCAUAUGCUUGUAAUCCCUAAUCUAUAUUUGCAUAGCUUUUAAAAUGUUAAUUGCACCAGUGACUUCAUAAUACAUAAAAGAGCUAUAUGUUUCUAGGUUAUCAUAUUUUUAGAAGACCUAUGCCAAAGAAAAGGCUCAUCUACAGCAGACACCUCACAAUUUUUCUGUGACACCUGUUUACCAACUUUUUAUUGAAGCAUGCUCUGUUCUUAUAAUGCAAAUAAAUACAAUUUUGAACC